GCUCUCUCGAUUUCAUUUCUCUCGCCCUUUUCCUCUCUCGAUUUGUUUAUGUUUGCCGCAGUUUGUGACCCACAUAAAGAAAAAAACAAAAAAAAACUAUAGAUAAGGGGCGGCCUUGAUUUUGGUGGGGAUCAAGAGGGGAGGUUAAGGCAUUUAAACAAUAAGAUAGCUCAAGAGCGGAGAGCGUUAAGUGCUUGCGUAAACUCACCCCCGUUUUGAGCAGUGCAGGCCUCGCACAAAAUUAUGAAAUGCGUCAGGGGCACUCACUGCGCACCACUUAUAGUUACAUUUUAUGUACAGUCAAGCCUCCGCAACGCGAACGGAAGCCUUACAAAUAUAUAUAUUAUUUAUGUUGCAUUCAUCUAAGUCAAACUUUGAAAUAUUUUUAAUACAUGAAACAUUAUUUUAAUACACUUAAUUUUAUAUUUUAUAGAUUCUCUAAAAAAAUAUCUUUAUCUAUUUUAUGCAGAUAGGGUCUUGAAAUGAGUUCGACUGAACUUGUCGACUGUUUAAAAUCUGCAAUUAAAUCAACACUAGCUAAGCAAUUAACCCAAGUAGCAAUUAUUGUUAGCAAGGGCACAACCUAUAAUUCUUACAAUAUAGUGAAAAAUUAAGCAAUUGUAAAAUAAUACUAGAUCGCAACAGUGAAAUUUAAAUAAUUUAGUUAUUCUUAAGUUUAGUCAGACUUUAUACACUACAAUUUUAUUAUUUUAAGGCGUAUAGGUAGAUAAUAAAAACUUUUUAAUGAAAAUAAAUUUUCUACAGACGUUUUCUUUAAGUUACUUGCUUUUAUGUAGAAAUUUGACUGUAGCUAGUUUACUGCGAUCAUGAAACGUGCAAUUAGAAUCCUGCAAUCUGGCAGGACCUUAGCAAUUAGACUCGUAAUUAUCCAGAAUUAUUUGCCAUAUAUAAGAACUCCAGACACUAGAAACCAUACAGAAAAGUCUGAUUUGUCCAAGCCAUGAAGACCACGGAAAUCAAAAAACCUUACCGAAUGGAGGAGUUCCUGCGCCCGCAGUGGUUCCAGAAGGUGGCGCAGAUGGUGCAUUUCCAGUGGCGAAGGAAUCCGGUGGACAACAGCAUGGUGAACGCAUCCAUGGUGCCCUUCUGCUUUGCGGCGCUGCUCAAUGUCCUGUUCUUCAGCUGCAAUGGCUGGGACAUCAUAGGACACCUUUGGCUGGGACGUCCUGCCAACCAGAAUCCGCCCGUGCUCAGCAUCACCAUUUACUUCUCGAUCAGGGGACUGAUGCUAUUCCUGAAACGCAAGGAAAUCGUGGAGUUUGUUAACGAACUGGAUCGGGAGUGCCCGCGGGACUUGGCCAGCCAGUUGGACAUGCAAAUGGAUGAGACGUACCGAAACUUUUGGCAGCGCUAUCGCUUUAUCCGUAUCUACUCCCAUGUGGGUGGUCCGAUGUUCUGCGUGGUGCCAUUGGCCCUAUUUCUCCUGACCCACGAGGGUAAGGACACUCCUGUCGCCCAGCACGAGCAGCUCCUGGGAGGAUGGCUGCCAUUCGGUGUGCGUAAGAAUCCAAAGUUUUACUUCUUGGUCUGGUUCAUCGACGUGAUGUGCACCACUUGCGGCGUCUCCUUUUUCCUCACCUUCGACAACCUGUUCAAUGUGAUGCAGGGGCAUUUGGUCAUGCAUUUGAGCCACCUUGCCCGCCAGUUUUCGGCCCUCGAUCCUCGCCAGAGUUUGAUCAACGAGGACCGUUUCUUUGCGGAACUUAGGUUACUAGUUCAGAGGCAGCAGCUUCUUAACGGAUUGUGUCGCAAAUACAACGACAUCUUUAAGGUGGCCUUCCUGGUGAGCAACUUCGUAGGCGCUGGUUCGCUCUGCUUCUAUCUCUUUAUGCUGUCGGAGACAUCGGAUGUUCUCAUCAUCGCCCAGUACAUUUUACCCACUUUGGUCCUGGUCGGCUUCACAUUUGAGAUCUGUCUACGGGGAACCCAGCUGGAGGAGGCGUCGGAGGGGUUGGAGUCGUCCUUGCGAAACCAGGUAUGGUAUUUGGGUAGUCAGCGGUACAGGAAGUUCUAUCUGCUCUGGACGCAGUAUAGCCAGCGGACACAGAAACUGGGCGCCUUUGGCCUUAUCCGAGUGAAUAUGGUGCACUUCACUGAAAUCAUGCAACUGGCCUACAGACUCUUUACUUUCCUCAAAUCUCACUAGAAGAAUUUACCUCUCAUUUAACUGUAGAAUUGAUUUGUGCUUGGCUUUAUUUAAGUUUUAUUUAGUUAUUCAAAAACACUUUUGACAAAUGAAAUACGCUUCAUUGUUGUAAAAUUAGACUUAUAUAUACCAAGUUAAGGGAUACACUUUAAAAAAAUAUAUAUAUUUGAUUUCGAGAAAGUAACCUAUGUAUCUUGUGUUAAAUGUUGUUGCAUGAAUAAAUUUACGGUAUCGUAAAGUAUAAGAACACA
Molecule: messenger RNA, 2418 nt
Organism: Drosophila yakuba
Lineage: Eukaryota; Metazoa; Arthropoda; Insecta; Diptera; Drosophilidae
Gene: Or88a
Product: odorant receptor 88a
Exons: 4
Coding region: 962-2167 (401 amino acids)
Biological process (GO): detection of chemical stimulus involved in sensory perception of smell; sensory perception of smell
Cellular component (GO): plasma membrane
Molecular function (GO): odorant binding; olfactory receptor activity
Source: RefSeq, a predicted model, not a curated record